GCCAUGGCACUCGUGGUUUACUGGUACGACUUCGUCUGCUUCGGCAUUGUAGGCGUCGCCAUGGUUUGGGCUCUGUUGGGCAUUUGGAAGAAGGAAGGAGCCUCGGAGAGAUUCGAAGACAGUACUGUGUACGAGAGCCUUCUGGUGACCCGUCCCGAUGCGGAGGUGUUCGUGAGUGCAUUGCCCAAGGGACAUGUUAGUACUUCGCAGCUCUGGACUAGUUGCUGGAAAGGGCUUCAUCCUGGUUGGCUCCUCGCCUUUCGGUUCGUCUCGUUUCUGGUCAUGGCUGGCUUUUUGGCUUGGGAUGUUUUGGCCUGGGAUGCUUCCAUCUUCAUUUACUACACCGAGUGGACUUUCACAUUGGUUAUGCUGUAUUUUGGGUUGGGGACCAUAGUGUCUGGUUACGGAUGGUGGUUGUCCUCAAACAAACCCGUCUCUGCAAAUGGGACAAGAGAUUUGGAAGAGAAUACUUAUAGGCAAAAUGGAAACAACAGAACCAUCAAAUUGCAAAGCCACUAUGCUCAGGAGGAGAUUCAACUCAGAGCAGGAUUUUGGGGAUAUCUCAUGCAAAUUGCAUUCCAGACUUGUGCAGGAGCAGUGGUCCUCACGGACGUUGUCUUUUGGUGUGUCAUCGUCCCAUUUUUAUCAACUUCUCACCUCGGCCUCAAUGUGUUGAUGGGCUGCAUGCAUACUUUGAAUGCGUUCUUUAUUCUUCUGGACACCAGUCUUAACAGCCUUCCAUUUCCUUGGUUUCGGCUCUCAUAUUUCGUUCUUUGGAGCUGCCUCUAUGUCAUCUUUCAAUGGGUCAUUCAUGCCCUUGGUUUCCCAUGGUGGCCAUAUCCGUUCCUCGAGCUCGAUACACCAUGGGCUACAUUGUGGUAUUUUUGUAUGGCCUUGAUUCACAUCCCUUGUUAUGGGAUUUUUGCGCUGAUUAUAAAAGCCAAGUACACAAUUUUCCCCAAAUUGUUUCCUCAUGCUUUCGUGAGGCCAUACUAGUUUAGAGUGUUCUCGAUCAGAGUACUGCAUAUUAUUGGGAGUGGUUUUAAUUUUGAUUGUUUUCUUGUGUAUAUAAAGAAGGCAAUGCUCCGAUCCAUGCCCCUUUGGAUAUUUGUGAUUCAUACUCUACGAUCGACAAUGUGUUUCAAAUUGUUGGAUCAAUGUUGUAGCUUUUGUUUCACUAUGAAGCUACACCCCAUAGCAUGGCUACUCUUGUUUAGAUUAUUUUUAAACUUAAGAGUUGUCUUUAUCGAUCAUGACUUGUAAUCUUCAUUUUUUUCUUGUGCUUCUCAUAAGAAACUUGGAAUCUCACAAACCAGUGAGGUUCCAAAUACAUAUGUCUAUAAGAACUUUAUCUAUAGAUUAACCACAUUGUCUCU
Molecule: messenger RNA, 1376 nt
Organism: Fragaria vesca subsp. vesca
Lineage: Eukaryota; Viridiplantae; Streptophyta; Magnoliopsida; Rosales; Rosaceae
Exons: 8
Coding region: 4-996 (330 amino acids)
Cellular component (GO): membrane
Source: RefSeq, a predicted model, not a curated record